UACUUUUAUAGUGUCUUUGCUAAUUUAGUACUGUCAUUCGGCUUUUCGUCUAACCCGAACCCCCCCCUUCCUUUCUUAAUCUAAAAAGAAAGUAGACACGGAACAUAAACAAAUAUUUACCACAUAUUGAAUUGCAUUUCAAGAUAAGUUACUAGUAUACUAUAUACUAAUUCAACCUCAACCUCAACCCCAUUAAGUUAAGUUAAGUAUAAUCACUUCAAAAAUGAGUUCCCCAAAGAGAAGAAUCGAAAAAGACGUUAUGGAACUUAUGAUGAGUGAUCAUGACGUUACUUUAAUUGAUGAUUCAAUUCAAAGAUUCUUUGUAAUAUUUCGUGGACCUCCUGAUACCCCUUAUGAAGGUGGAACUUGGAAAGUUAGAGUUGAAUUACCCGAUCAAUACCCUAUAAAAUCACCAUCAAUUGGAUUUACUAAUAAAAUCUUUCAUCCAAAUAUUGAUGAAGGUUCUGGUUCAGUAUGUCUUGAUGUUAUUAAUCAAACUUGGUCUCCAAUGUUUGGUCUUUUAAAUAUAUUUGAAAAUUUUCUUCCUCAUUUAUUGAGAUAUGCUAAUCCUAGUGAUCCUUUAAAUACUGAUGCAUCUAAUCUUAUGACUAAAGAUGAAUCAAAAUAUACAGAAACUGUUAAACGAUAUGUUAAACAAUAUGCCACUAAUGUUUCUUUGGAUGAUGAUGAAGAAGAUGAUGCAGAUGGUGUAGACGAAGAAGAUGAUGAACUUAGUGAUGUAGGUAGUUUAUCAAGUGAUGAUGAUGAUGAAGACGAUGUACCUGGUAACCUCGACUUGUAAUGACCCAACUCCAUAUGAAGAAUUUAAUAAAUGAAUACCAUAUUAUAAUGAAAUGAAUUGUUCACUCUGAUGAAUACAACACAACACAACACAACACAACAGCAACAAUAUUUUGAACACAAUUUAGAAAAUACAGGCUUAUUUCUUUAAUUAUGAAUGCUUACAAAAUAUCGAAUAUUAUUAUGAAUAGUCUAAUGCUGUUAACUACGACUCAACUGAUAAAAUUUUAAUAGAUCUAUAUAGCAUCAAUAAAAUACCUUUGGCAUCUAUUCAACAGGGUUCUUUGUAGAUCAAGAACUACUAAACAUAUAAAAAUUAUUCUAAUUCAAGUCAUAUAACCCAAACCUCUAUUCUUCUUAACAAAUUGAUUAUCGACAAGUAUUCCCUAGUUACACAAGUUAAGCCUUUGUCAUUAUAUGAUAAGUUGAUUAAAUAGAGGUAUUACUCUGGUUGUGUGCAGUCCCCUACAAAAUUGAAAAGUUAUAUAUUUCAAA
Molecule: messenger RNA, 1296 nt
Organism: Scheffersomyces amazonensis
Lineage: Eukaryota; Fungi; Ascomycota; Pichiomycetes; Serinales; Debaryomycetaceae
Gene: UBC8
Product: E2 ubiquitin-conjugating protein
Exons: 1
Coding region: 224-802 (192 amino acids)
Biological process (GO): protein polyubiquitination; ubiquitin-dependent protein catabolic process
Cellular component (GO): nucleus
Molecular function (GO): ubiquitin conjugating enzyme activity
Source: RefSeq, a predicted model, not a curated record